Molecule: messenger RNA, 845 nt
Organism: Musa acuminata subsp. malaccensis (wild Malaysian banana)
Lineage: Eukaryota; Viridiplantae; Streptophyta; Magnoliopsida; Zingiberales; Musaceae
Product: transcription factor bHLH153
Biological process (GO): regulation of transcription by RNA polymerase II
Cellular component (GO): nucleus
Molecular function (GO): RNA polymerase II cis-regulatory region sequence-specific DNA binding; protein dimerization activity; DNA-binding transcription factor activity, RNA polymerase II-specific
Source: RefSeq, a predicted model, not a curated record
CGACGUCUCCGGUGAGCAGAUUCCAACGGCUUCGAUCGCGAGAUUCUUCGUGCCGCUGCUGAUCAAUCUUGCAGAGAUUUUCUCCUCGGUUCCUGCGCAGAUAGAAGAAGAAGAGGAAGAUGAUGAUGACAGAAAUGGUGGAUCACAAACGACGAAGCCAUGAUGGCUUUGUUGUUCCCAGCAAGGUGAGCGGCCCGCCAAGAAGUCAAAGGGACAGCAGUGGGGAGAAGAGGCUCAAGGCUGGUGGUGGAGCCGGAGUAGGAGCCAACAUCUCCACCAAGGAAAAGAAGGACAAGAUUGGAGAGCGAGUGGCGAAGCUACAACAGCUAGUGUCACCGUUUGGAAAGUCAGAUACAGCAUCUGUUCUCUCAGAGGCCACUGCUUAUAUUAAAUUCCUACAUGAUCAAGUCCAGGUGCUGAGUGCUCCAUAUCUUCAGACAACAGUGAUUGAGACAGUGGAGGAGAGAGAAUGUUACAGCCUCAGAAGCCGUGGCCUGUGUCUUGUGCCAGUAGCCUCCACACUCAAGAUUGCCCAAAGCAAUGGUGCUGAUCUGUGGGCACCAGCAAACUCAAACAGAAGACCAUAAAAUUAGAAGUUUAUGAUCAAUAUACUGGAAAUACAGUGAAAGAGAAAGUGGAUUACUUUCUGGAGCUGCUGCUGUCUGUAUCUGGUGAUUGAAGUAACAUCAGCUCCAGGGUCCAGAGCCACUGUUAACUUGUUUGCUUAGUUAAGAUGGUAACACAAUUCAUUCCCUCUUCUGACCUAGAAUUCAUUAUAGUGUAAUCCAUCAUGGCAUCAUCUUCAUUCUGUAAGAUAUAUUACACUCGUGACCUCAUGUUGCAUA